UAUACAGGGAGAAUCUUCCUCCGAUUAAGUUGACGUCAAUACACAUCUAAAAGGAGUACGUCUCUAUCCGGUUAACCGAAGACGUUGGCUGAUUUAUUUCUGGUUUCAUAUCCUUAUCAAAAUGGGGUCUUUGAAGAAGGAAGAAGAAAUGGGGCAGAUUGGGGAGGAAUCCAAGGAGGCUAUCGUAUACGUUAAUGGAGUCCGCAAAGUGUUGCCUGAUGGAUUGGCUCACUUGACUCUGCUGGAGUACCUCAGAGACAUUGGAUUGACUGGAACGAAGCUUGGCUGCGGUGAAGGUGGUUGUGGGGCUUGUACUGUGAUGAUUUCUCAUUACGACAGAAAGACAAAGAAAUGCAUGCAUUAUGCUGUCAAUGCCUGCUUGGCUCCUCUUUAUUCUGUAGAAGGAAUGCAUGUUAUUACAGUGGAGGGACUUGGGAACCACAAACGUGGCUUGCACCCCAUACAAGAAUCAUUGGCACGUUCUCACGGCUCCCAAUGUGGAUUUUGCACUCCUGGAUUUAUCAUGUCAUUGUAUGCAUUAUUGCGGUCUAGUGAAACACCUCCUACUGAAGAGCAAAUUGAAGAAUCUCUUGCUGGAAACUUGUGUCGUUGCACUGGUUACAGACCGAUUGUUGAUGCAUUUCGGGUUUUUUCCAAAACCAAUAAUGCAUUAUAUACUGAUAUAUCUUCACUUAGCCUUCAGGAAGGUGAGUUUAUUUGCCCUUCAACAGGUAAGCCAUGUUCAUGUGGGUCAAAAGCUGUACAUGAUAUAGGCACCAAUGAACAACCUAUUUGUAGUACUAGAUAUAAACCUAUCUCUUACAGUGAGGUAGAUGGAAGCGCAUAUACAGACAAGGAAUUUAUUUUUCCUCCUGAGCUGUUACGAAGGAAAUUAACUCCUUUAAAUUUGAGUGGACUGGGAGGGCUUAAAUGGUACCGUCCCUUCACGGUGAACGAUGUGCUUGAGUUGAAGGAGAAAUACCCAAAUGCUAAAUUGUUAGUAGGUAAUACUGAAGUUGGUAUUGAGAUGAGGCUGAAGAGAAUGCCAUAUCAAGUUUUGGUCUCUGUUGCACAUGUUCCUGAACUCAAUAUUAUAAAUGUUAAGGAUGAUGGAAUAGAGAUAGGUUCUGCAGUAAGACUGACUGAACUCUUAAAUUUAUUUAGAGAGGUUAUAACUCAACGUCCUGCUAAUGAAACAUCAGCAUGCAAAGCCUUCAUUGAGCAGUUGAAGUGGUUUGCUGGGACUCAAAUAAGAAAUGUUGCAUCUGUUGGAGGAAAUGUGUGUACAGCUAGUCCAAUUUCAGACUUAAACCCACUUUGGAUUGCCGCUAGAGCAAAAUUUCGAAUCAUUGACUGCAAUGGAAAUAUUAGAACCACUCUGGCAGAAAAUUUCUUCCUUGGCUACCGUAAAGUGGAUUUGACCAGUAACGAAAUAUUAUUGUCAAUAUUCUUACCUUGGACUAGGCCCUUUGAAUAUGUCAAAGAAUUUAAACAGGCACAUAGAAGGGAUGAUGAUAUUGCUAUUGUGAAUGCUGGAAUGCGUGUCUGUCUGCAGGAGAAAAGUGAAGAAUGGGUUAUUUCAGAUGCAUCAGUUGCUUAUGGCGGGGUGGCACCACUCUCUUUAUGUGCAAUUAAAACAAAAGAAUUUUUAAUUGGAAAGAAAUGGAACCAGGAUGUGCUACAGGGUGCUUUGAAUGUCUUACGAACUGAUAUUGUGCUCAAGGAAGAUGCUCCUGGUGGGAUGGUGGAGUUUCGAAAAUCUUUGACCCUUAGCUUCUUCUUUAAAUUUUUCCUUUGGGUUUCACAUCAAAUUGAGGGAAAGAAAUCCAUUAAGGAAAGUGUAUUAUUAUCAGAUUUGUCAGCUAUAAAGUCAUUUCACCGCCCACCACUAGUUGCAAGUCAGGACUAUGAAAUCAGGAAACAUGGAACAUCUGUAGGUUCACCUGAGGUUCAUCUAUCAUCCAGGCUUCAGGUUACUGGAGAGGCAGAAUAUGCUGAUGACUCACCAAUGCCUCCUAAUGGUUUGCAUGCAGCAUUAGUUUUGAGCAAAAAGCCUCAUGCUCGAAUAUUAUCCAUAGAUGAUUCAGGUGCCAAGGCUUCACCCGGAUUUGCUGGCAUCUUCUUUGCCAAGGAUGUUCCUGGUAGUAAUAAAAUUGGACCAGUUGUCUUGGAUGAGGAGCUAUUUGCUUCAGAGUUUGUCACUUGUGUGGGGCAGGUUAUAGGAAUUGUUGUGGCUGAAACCCAUGAGAAUGCUAAACUAGCAGCAAGAAAAGUUCAUGUGGAGUAUGAAGAGCUCCCAGCAAUCUUGUCGAUAGAGGAUGCAGUCAGAGCAGAAAGUUUUCAUCCCAACUCGCAGAAGUGUCUGAAAAAAGGGGAUGUAGAUCUCUGUUUCCAAUCAGAUCAAUGUGAAAUGAUCAUAGAGGGGAAGGUUCAAGUGGGUGGUCAAGAACACUUCUAUUUGGAGCCACAUAGCAGCUUAAUUUGGACUCUGGACAGUGGCAAUGAAGUUCAUAUGAUUUCAUCCACUCAAGCCCCUCAGAAGCACCAGAAAUAUGUUUCUCAUGUUCUUGGUCUUCCUAUGUCUAAAGUAGUUUGUAAAACUAAAAGGAUUGGUGGUGGAUUUGGUGGAAAGGAGACUAGAUCAGCUUUCCUUGCUGCUGCUGCGGCUGUGCCAUCUUAUCUGAUGAAUAGACCCGUGAAAUUAACACUAGAUAGAGAUAUAGACAUGAUUACAACGGGCCAACGCCAUAGCUUUCUCGGAAAGUACAAGGUUGGAUUUACAAAUAAGGGAAAGGUUCUGGCUUUGGAUCUUGAAAUCUACAAUAACGCUGGAAAUUCACUGGAUCUGUCCCUUGCGGUACUUGAGCGUGCUAUGUUUCACUCAGACAAUGUCUAUGAGAUACCAAAUGUCAGAAUCUUUGGAAGUGUUUGCUUCACUAAUUAUCCAAGUAACACUGCAUUCCGAGGAUUUGGUGGUCCUCAAGGUAUGCUUAUAGCUGAGAAUUGGAUUCAAAGAAUUGCUUUAGAACUUAAAAAGAGUCCAGAAGAGAUUAGGGAGAUUAACUUUCAAGGUGAAGGAUCAAUAUUGCAUUAUGGUCAACAAUUAGAACACUGUACUCUGGCUCCGAUCUGGAAUGAGCUGAAAGUAUCUUGCGACUUUCUGAAGGUUCGAGAAGAAGUUGAUGGAUUUAAUCUUCAUAAUCGGUGGAAGAAGCGUGGUAUUGCUAUGAUUCCAACGAAAUUUGGCAUAUCCUUUACAACUAAGUUUAUGAAUCAGGCGGGAGCUCUUGUUAAUGUCUACACUGAUGGAACUGUUUUAGUUACACAUGGAGGUGUUGAGAUGGGGCAAGGUUUACAUACAAAAGUUGCUCAAGUUGCUGCAUCUGCCUUCAAUAUCCCUCUCAGCUCAGUCUUUAUAUCAGAGACAAGUACUGACAAGGUUCCUAAUGCUUCUCCAACAGCAGCUUCUGCUAGUUCUGAUAUGUAUGCCGCUGCAGCUUUGGAUGCAUGUGAGCAGAUAAAGGCACGUAUGGAACCAAUUGCUUCUCAGCAUAAUUUUGGUUCUUUUGCUGAGCUGGUCACUGCAUGUUACUUGGAGCGAAUAGACCUUUCUGCCCAUGGAUUUUAUAUCACGCCUAAUAUUGGCUUUGAUUGGAGCACCGGUAAAGGAAAGCCGUUCAGUUAUUUUACCUAUGGAGCUGCAUUCGCUGAGGUUGAAAUUGAUACAUUGACUGGAGAUUUCCACACUAGAACCGCAAAUAUUUUCAUGGAUCUAGGAUAUUCUCUCAAUCCAGCAAUUGAUGUUGGCCAGGUUGAAGGAGCAUUUAUCCAAGGUCUGGGUUGGGUUGCCUUGGAAGAACUUAAGUGGGGCGAUGCAGCUCAUAAAUGGAUUCCACCUGGCUGCUUGUAUACAUGUGGGCCUGGAAGUUACAAAAUCCCUUCUCUUAACGAUGUUCCGUUCAAGUUUAAUGUUUCUCUAUUGAAGGGUAAUCCAAAUGUAAAAGCCAUUCACUCAUCAAAAGCUGUUGGGGAGCCUCCGUUUUUUAUGGCUUCAUCUGUUUUCUUCGCCAUCAAAGACGCGAUUUUAGCUGCCAGAGCAGAAACAGGUCAUACAGGGUGGUUUCCGCUUGAUAAUCCCGCAACACCGGAACGAAUCAGAAUGGCAUGUCUAGAUGAAUUUACAGCACCAUUUGUAAGCUCUGAUUUCCACCCAAAGCUUAGUGUUUGAGAAAUUAUGUAACUCUACUCUAAAGUGGGUAGAGAUUUCGUGAACGCAUAAUUUAUGAAAUUAAGGGAUUUAAGAUCA
This is a messenger RNA of Gossypium raimondii (Peruvian cotton), 4306 nucleotides long. RefSeq names its product xanthine dehydrogenase 1. NCBI's taxonomy places the organism in Eukaryota, Viridiplantae, Streptophyta, Magnoliopsida, Malvales, Malvaceae. The record is from RefSeq and is a predicted model, not a curated record. The coding region runs from base 122 to 4228 and encodes 1368 amino acids. Gene Ontology annotation, molecular function: 2 iron, 2 sulfur cluster binding; iron ion binding; oxidoreductase activity. The transcript is spliced from 15 exons.